This is a messenger RNA of Leptidea sinapis, 1037 nucleotides long. It is a transcript of the gene Cpr100A, whose product is annotated as cuticle protein 3. NCBI's taxonomy places the organism in Eukaryota, Metazoa, Arthropoda, Insecta, Lepidoptera, Pieridae. The coding region runs from base 31 to 801 and encodes 256 amino acids. Gene Ontology annotation, cellular component: chitin-based extracellular matrix. The transcript has a single exon. Gene Ontology annotation, molecular function: structural constituent of chitin-based larval cuticle. The record is from RefSeq and is a predicted model, not a curated record.
UUCACGCGAGCAGUAUACAUUUGAUCGAAAAUGUUUAGGCUCUUUAUAAUCGCUUUUGUGAUUGCAGUUGGCACGUGCCAACAGCAAGAAGGAGCGAAACGUGUUCCGAAAUACGCUGGUGAUCCAAGAACAGCCGCUAUUGUACAAGAAGCACGUUACCUUAGUGGCAAUGGAGCCUUUGGAGCUGCCUAUCAACAAGAAGACGGCAUCAACUUCAAGGAAGAAACUGACGCAGAUGGUAACAGAAGAGGCAGCUACUCCUACAUCGACCCAAAUGGACAGAAAAAGACUGUGAACUACGUUGCAGGCAAAAAUGGUUUCCAGGCCGUUGGUGACCACAUCCCCACAGCACCAUUAGCCGCUGCACCAACACCCGGAUACACGCCAGACCCUCGUUACCAGCCAGCAGAAUACAAUGCUCCUCAACAGCAGCAGUACUCUGCACCACGUAACUAUAAUGCCAAGCCUAGUGUAGAUGAUGGUCAAUAUCACCCAGAAUUGUACGAACAAGAGAACUACGUUGCUCCCCAGCCACAAAGACAGCAGUACCAAGCUCAGCCAGAAUACCAGGCGCAACCACAAUACCAGGCCCAACCACAAUACCAGGCUAACAGCAUUUACACCGGUGUGCAACAAGCCCAAUACAGUGGAAUUCAGUCCCAACAAUACAACGCACCUCAAGCUCGCCAAGAGCAAUAUUAUGAACCCACAACACCUCCCCCAACAAGAUUCUUCCCCCCCGGCAAGUUCAGUCUCAAUAGAGCACCUGACGGCUACACUUACUCUUUCCACAAAGUUUAAUAUCGUUACUGAGUGACCCUUGCCGAUGUAAAUUGUGAAUAAUGACAUCGUUGGGUUUACAAAGAGGCGUAACGAUUGAACGUUACUAACUAGUUUCUUCGUUGUUUUGCUGUGAUAUUAAGUGUUGACGGACAGUUUUAUGCUCUUACUGUUUACUGAAGGAGUUUUGCAUACUGACAUAAUGUAAAAUUGAACUUGUAAAUAAUUUUAGAUAUUUAAUAAAUCAAUACGGUUAA